AUGGACGUAUCAAGCGAACACAGCGCAGGUCAUUCAACAACAGAGGGCGCGGCUAGAGCCAAACUUCAACUUCCAGCAAGUUGUGAUCCACCUCAAUUCGAGGCCCCCAGAAAACAACUGGUGUGGGUGGUAUUCGGUGGCACUGGGCAUAUGGGCCGGUCACUCGUGAAGUCCGCCUUAUCUCAUGGCGACCUCGUCACUUCUGUCGGUCGAGUCUUUGAGACAACUCCCGAAGAUAUGUCAGCACAGGACAACGACAGUUGCCUGGGUCUCUUGUGUGACGUACGAGCCAGAGAUUCAGUUGCCCGCGUUAUCGAGAAAAGUUUGGAUCGAUUUCAGCGGGUUGAUGUCGUCGCGAACUGCUCCGGGUACGGCGUAAUUGGGGCCUGUGAGGACCAAGACGAGCAUGAGAUUCGUAACCAGUUCGAGACCAACUUCAUGGGUACUCUCAAUAUCAUACAGGCCAGUCUGCCCUACUUUCGCCACCAGAACGCUGGUCGAUAUUUGAUCUUCAGCUCAACUUCAGGUGCUCUGGGCGUUCCGGGUCUGGGUCCGUACUGUGCUACCAAGUAUGCCGUUGAGGGUCUCAUAGAGGCCAUGCUGUACGAGACCGACUCGUUCAACGUAAAGGCGACUCUUGUCGAGCCAGGUUUUGUGCGAAGAGACGAGCCAGAUACAAUGCCCACGCCUCUACCGACAUGGGGUCACUUCCUCAUCAAACCGGCCAGCGAAGCCUACGCACAAGCAACCUCACCAGCCCUGCAUGCAAAGCGAAUGGUCCAAUGGCUAGGAGAUCGGCAACCAACAAGCGCCGUCAAGUGCGCGGAGCUUGUUUGGCAGCUCGCUCACUGCUCAUAUCCUCCGCUGAGGUUGCUUCUUGGCAGCUAUGCCAUUGAAAGCAUACGGGACAGGCUGCGGUCGGUCACCGAGGAGCUCGAGGACUGGAAGCAUCUGAACUUCCCAGUUGCGCCUGAAACGGGUGUUGAAGUGGAUGGCAAGGACAGCAAGGCAGAUCACGAUGAGUUCAUGGCCGAUUCUAUCCAGGAUGCACAAGGACAAGUUACGACAUGA
Molecule: messenger RNA, 1071 nt
Organism: Colletotrichum siamense
Lineage: Eukaryota; Fungi; Ascomycota; Sordariomycetes; Glomerellales; Glomerellaceae
Product: Oxidoreductase BOA17
Exons: 2
Coding region: 1-1071 (356 amino acids)
Source: RefSeq, a predicted model, not a curated record